GUCACAACUCACAAAUACUAAGUCUGAACUAUUUGAUUUAGUGUUUUCAUAUCGUAAAUAUAGUAUGUGAUUUGAAAUUCGGUUCAUUGAGUAGUCUUCCCGUAAUACAGUCUGGCAUAUGUGUGGGACUUUUCCCCACACCAUAGGGACUCUCAACUCUUGAAAAGAAUUGCGAGCUCUCAUACGAGAUAAUAUAUUGUGUCAAAAUUUAACACGGUUUUAAAUGCUAUACACGAUCGACCUAUCUCACUUUGAAGAAAAGUGGAAGAGAUCUUCUACUAAGGUCUAUGACUUACUUAGAAUUAAGGGGGAUUAAAAGGUUUGGUUGUCUUUCAUUUGGAAGUCAUAUAUCCUCCCCAAAUUCUCCUUCAUGGCUUGUCUUGCAUUUCGAAAUCGGCUGGCUCCAUCGACCGUUGGUUUGCCGGGACAGUGACUUUGGCGAGUGGGGAGAAGAUAACUAGUUGGACGACAUACACCUUGGUGAAACCCGCUAGCGGCCUGUUGCCUCUCGUUUACAACGAAACAAUGUCCCGUUGCAACUCAAUCCAUCUCUUCUCCGAUCUGAAUCCCUCAUCUAUAGUUGUUUGUGAGUCUGGCAAUUUUAAUUCACUCUUCAAGCAAAGCAUAUUUCUUUCAUAUUCCAAUUUUGUCAGCACGGCCAUCUUCAUUUUUGAUAACCCGGAUUUACAUGAGUUUGCGGACUUCCCAUAUCCCGGCGUUGUUAUUAGUCGUAAACAAUCAGCUGGAGUUAUCAAUUACACUAGAAAUAGUAAUGGUGUGCGAGCAGGGCCUUAUGCCAACAUUCAGUUAGAAGAAACGUUACUAGGCACCAAGAGAAAUCCUAUUGCAGCGAGCUACUCCUCCAGAGGUCCUUCCCUAGCUGUCCAUGGGUCUUGAAGCCCGACUUGAUGGCUCCUGGGACCUUAGUCUUAGCAGCCUGGCCUCCAUUUAUUCCUACAUCUUACAUAGUACACCCCAACAAUGUCACUGUACCCUUACAGCAGGACAAGCCCAACUUCAACAUGAUAUCUGGUACGUCCAUGUCAUGCCCUCACUCUUCUGGAGUUGCAGCACUUCUUAUAGGCACACACCCAGAGUGGAGCCCGACCGCCAUUUGAUCAGCCAUGAUCACCACCGCCAACCCUAAUGACAACACCGGUGCCCCUAUAAAGGACUCUACCGACUCUAGCAGUAGUGAUCCCCCUCUGUCAAUGGGAGCGGGCCAAGUUGAUCCAAAUCGCGCACUUGACCUGGGCCUGGUUUAUGAUGCCACCCCACAUGACUGUCGAUCUUUUGUUCUCUAUGCACUUCAAUUCUACCCAAAUUCAAACCAUCACCACAUCAUCCAAAUACAACUGCUCAACUCGCUCUUCUGAUCUCAACUACCCAUCCUUUAUUCUCUUGUACCCAAAAUGUCACUCGAACCUUUCACAGGAUUGUCACAUAUGUUGGGGAUGGCCCAGAAACCUACACCUUGAUGCCAACCAAUUACCUCAGAGUUUCCAUACUACUUUCAACCCUGUUAAACUUUCCUUCAAGAAGUAUGACAAGGAAAACUAUACAUUUACUCUCACCUAUAUAUAAGGGUAGUUCGACCGGAGAAGUUGAUUUCGGUUCAUUCACUUUCGUUGGCGACAACGGUAAGCAUAGUGUGAGGAGUCCGGUAGUUGUGGCGCCUAUGAUCAAUACAUGGUGAUUAAUAUAUCAUCUAUCUGCUAUCGACCUAAUAAUAUUUCGGGAGUAGUCUCUUUUCUCUCUUUUGUAACUCAUACACUACAUUACGUUAAUUACCUACGUCACUAUUACUUUUUUUGACAGAUACGUCACUAAUACUUCGUUUGUUGUUUGUUUACAAAAUUUCUUGUAUGGAUUAUGGCUUAUAAAGUUGUUUUCUUAUUAAAAUUCCUUUGUUUUGGUGUAUGCGUAUUGCCCUUUCAUCUAUAAUAACACAAUUGCUUACAUUAAA
Messenger RNA from Cuscuta epithymum, 1966 nucleotides. The record is from the annotation of a GenBank genome assembly. Lineage: Eukaryota; Viridiplantae; Streptophyta; Magnoliopsida; Solanales; Convolvulaceae.